This is a messenger RNA of Leptosomus discolor (cuckoo roller), 759 nucleotides long. The record is from RefSeq and is a predicted model, not a curated record. NCBI's taxonomy places the organism in Eukaryota, Metazoa, Chordata, Aves, Leptosomiformes, Leptosomidae.
AUGACCUGUGGGAAUAUUUCCUUACAGGCUCGGCUCUGCAGAAUUAGGACUAAAGUCUGCCUGGCACCGUCUCUUGGGACGUGUCUACGAAACGGGCUCUGGACAAGGCCAUGGAAGAAGGAAGAUGCUUGCCCGCCCUGUUUCCUUGGCACACAGGAGUGUUUGCACUCACUGUGUGUUCACGGUGUUGGUAACUCUGUGGGGAGACAGCGAGAGCCGUCUGCAUGUCUGUGCCAGGCGGCCCCGGCUGCUGUGGUCCGACCAACGGCUGCGGGUGAGAAAACAGAAGAGUUCAGGCUGGUCUACAGGUUUCCGUGGAUCAAGUACUGCAGGGUCCUGUCCCGACUGAAGCUGGUACAGACCGCCACCACGGUGGUCAUGCUGCCUCCCAUCUGCUACCUCUAUCUGCAAGACCAGGUCUCUCAGAAUAUCCUCUUAUACACAACUGACAUCGCGAUCUUUGCCGGUGCAAUGUUGUAUGGUAUGAGCUACUUUUUCAGACGAAUUAUUGGAUUAAUCUACCUAAGUGAAACGGGCCGUACCGUCAGAGUGGCCCACUUGACAUUCUGGGGAAGACGGAAUGACAUUUACUGUCCCACAGAGACAGUGAUGACUUUGGAUGAAGUUGGAGAUAGCAAGGGGGAGCUACUUCUCCAGUUCAAACGGUACAAUAGUACAGAUGUUUUGUAUUUUACGAUUAAGUUUGGCCAGAUUGUAGACAGACAGAAGUUUGCUCAAAUAUUUGGAGAGCUUGAGUGA